This is a messenger RNA of Hypanus sabinus (Atlantic stingray), 2307 nucleotides long. It is a transcript of the gene ano10a, whose product is annotated as anoctamin 10a. Bases 163 to 2154 code for a protein of 663 amino acids. The transcript is spliced from 13 exons. Gene Ontology annotation, biological process: chloride transmembrane transport. Gene Ontology annotation, cellular component: plasma membrane. NCBI's taxonomy places the organism in Eukaryota, Metazoa, Chordata, Chondrichthyes, Myliobatiformes, Dasyatidae. Gene Ontology annotation, molecular function: chloride channel activity. The record is from RefSeq and is a predicted model, not a curated record.
UGACGCGUGAGUGAUGGAGGGCGGGGCGUGAGGGAACGGCGAUCUCUGACGAAAGGCGGGGCUGUGCUGCGGAGAUUGACGAUGAGGUCCGACCGACUGCUGCCUUGAUUUGUGAGUGAGUGAGGCGCCGAGCCUCGGGGGGCCCGACUCUCCGGAAGUGGAAUGAAAAUGAAAAGAAGCAAGUCUAUUUCUGAAGACAUUGAGUUUACUUUCACGCCAUUAGUGGUACUAGAAUUUGCCAAAGAGACACAAAAUGAGACGAUAGAAUGGCUCAUGCAAAGGAUCAAAGAGAGAAAACACCUGGGUGGAACUCAUUUGAAUAUUAGACCCUUGGAUGACCAAGCUGAGAAAACUCACAUAUAUCUUAUUGGAGCAUCUUGGAGAAGAUUAUUGGUGGGAGCUGAAGCCUUGGGUUUAGUUAAGGAGUAUCAGGAUGGAUCAAUGAGAACUUUUUCUUACCAAAACAAAGAAAACUACAAAUACUUUUCACAUGACAACUAUGAUUUUCUAACAAUGACAGAGCGACAGUACAUUAUUAAACGCGAAUUAGAAAAUCUGAGGGCGAUAAAUGAAACAAUGGUUCCUGGUCACCCACAAGCAAAGUUGUAUCCUGGGAAAUCAAUCAUUCGCCGUUUACAAACCAGUGGACUACUACUUAAGAUCUAUCCACUACAUGACAAGGAAGAGUUGAAAAAGCUGGGCUCCAUCUGGUAUAAGCGCGUACAUGUUGCCUUGCAGCCAAUCAAUGAAAUCAAGAAAUAUUUUGGACAGAAUAUUGCACUCUAUUUUGCUUUUCUGGAGUAUUUCACCAUUGCUUUAUUUCCUAUGGCUGUAAUUGGUGUGCCUUACUAUUUCUUUGCUUGGGAAGAUUAUGAUAAGUAUAUAGUGUUUGCCACCUUUAACCUCCUGUGGUCAACCAUCGUCCUGGAAGUUUGGAAACGUUGGUGUGCUAAACUUUCCUACCAAUGGGGGACACUGUUGAUGAAGAGACAGUUUGAAGAGCCUCGGCCUGGUUUUCAUGGAAUAUUGGGCGUUAACCCAGCAACGGGCAGAGCGGAGCCCACGUACCCUACUUACAAGAGGCAGCUGCGCAUCUACCUUAUUUCUAUGCCCUUUGUCUGUGUGAGCCUUUACUUUUGCCUUCUUGUUAUGAUGGUCUACUUUCAGAUGGAGGACUUUGUAAUAGCUUAUGAUAAAGAGGCCCAAUCAUUCUUUAGCUCAAUCUUGUUGUUCUGCCCCAGUAUAAUUUAUGCUGUAGUGAUUGAAAUCAUGAAUCGCAUCUACAAGUAUGCUGCUGAAUGGUUAACUUCUUGGGAAAACCACAGGCUUGAGUCAUCGUAUCAGAAUCACUUAGUUCUCAAAGUAUUGGUGUUCAAUUUCAUAAAUUGUUUUGCAUCCCUCUUCUAUAUCGCUUUUAUUCUUCAGGAUAUGAAACUUCUACGACAGAAUCUGGCUGCCUUACUCAUCACCUCGCAGAUACUCAACCAGUUUGUGGAAUCAUUGUUUCCUUACUGGCUACAAAAACAUCGUAACAGGAACAUCAAGAAGAAACUUCGAAUUAGAAGUUUAGGAAAAGAACUUCCAUUAGUUGACCAAGUCAAGAUGGAAGGAGAAAUGGGCAGAUAUUUGGGAACAUUUGAUGAUUACUUGGAACUGUUUCAACAAUUUGGCUUUGUCAGUCUUUUCUCAUGUGUCUACCCACUUGCUGCUAUAUUAGCAGUUUUGAACAACAUCACUGAAGUCUAUUCUGAUGGGCUUAAAAUGUGUAAUGUCUUCCAAAGGCCAUUCUUCGAGCCUGCAGCUGAUAUAGGAGUAUGGUUGCUAGCCUUUGAAACAAUGGGAAUUAUUUCCGUGAUGACCAAUUGUGCAUUGAUUGGGAUGUCACCCCAAGUAAAGAAUCUUUUUCAGACAAACAGUAUAGAGCUUGUCUUGCUGGUUGUGGCUGUCGAGCAUGCUCUGUUGGCUCUGAAAUUUAUCCUGGCAUUUGCCAUCUCAGACAUCCCAAGUGAUAUCCGUACUAAAGUGGCCAGGAUGGAAUUUGAGUCCAUGGAGGCCCUGAAACGAAAGCAAAUAAAGGAAGCUGACGAAUCAAUGGCCAAGGAAGAGCAACUUGAUGAAACGGAGAGAGAAUGGGAAGAAAAGAAAAAACUUUGAAUACAUACAUGAUUGACUGAAAUGGAUUAAGCCAGACACAAAAAUUAAAAACUGUUUAGUGUGAAGAUGAGUAUGUCUCUCAACACAGUGCUAAGUGUCUCUUUGUAAAUAUAUCCAUUUUCUGAAGCCUACAUAAAUCAUUGUGGUCCCGCC